This is a messenger RNA of Propithecus coquereli (Coquerel's sifaka), 1697 nucleotides long. RefSeq names its product B-box and SPRY domain containing (gene BSPRY). Gene Ontology annotation, molecular function: protein binding. The coding region runs from base 25 to 1245 and encodes 406 amino acids. NCBI's taxonomy places the organism in Eukaryota, Metazoa, Chordata, Mammalia, Primates, Indriidae. The transcript is spliced from 6 exons. The record is from RefSeq and is a predicted model, not a curated record.
GCGCGCGACACCCGCCACUCGGCCAUGUCCGCGGAGGGCGCGGGGCCGGGGCCGCAGCCGGGGCCAGGGCCCGAGCCGGGGUCCGAGCCGGGGCCGCUCUGCCCGGAGCACGGCCAGGCUCUGGGCUGGUUCUGCGACUCGGAGCGACGGCCCGUGUGCGCCGCCUGCGCGGAGCCGGGCGGCCGCUGCCGGGGACACCGCAUCCGCCGGGCGGAGGAGCGCGCCGAGGAGCUGCGGAACAAGAUUGUGGACCAGUGUGAGAGGCUGCAGUUACAGAGUGCUGGCAUCACCAAAUAUGUGGCCGAGGUCCUGCCAGGGAAGAACCAGAGAGCAGUGACUAUGGCCAGUGCAGCGAGGGAACUAGUUAUCCAGCGGUUGAGUCUGGUGAGGAGUCUGUGCGAGAGUGAGGAGCAGCGCUUGCUGGAGCAGGUGCACCGCGAAGAGGAGCGGGCCCACCAGAGCAUCCUGACACAGCGCGUGCACUGGGCCGAGGCGCUGCAGAAGCUUGACACCAUCCGCACCAGCCUGGUGGGCAUGCUCACCCACCUGGAUGACCUCCAGCUGAUUCAGAAGGAGCAGGAGAUUUUCGAGAGGACCGAAGAAGCAGAGGGCAUUUUGGAUCCCCAGGAAUCGGAAAAGUUAAACUUUAACGAGAAGUGCACUCGGAGUCCACUACUGACUCAACUCUGGGCAACAGCGGUUCUUGGGUCCCUCUCAGGCACAGAGGACAUACGUAUCGAUGAGAGGACCGUCAGCCCCCUCCUGCAAUUGUCAGACGAUCGACGGACCCUGACCUUCAGCGCCAAGAAGUCCAAGGCCUGUGUAGAUGGCCCAGAGCGCUUUGACCACUGGCCCAAUGCCCUGGCUGCCACCUCCUUCCAGGCCGGGCUCCACGCCUGGAUGGUGAAUGUCCAGAACAGUUGUGCCUAUAAGGUGGGCGUAGCCUCAGGCCAGCUGCCCCGCAAGGGUUCUGGCAGUGACUGCCGUCUAGGCCACAACGCCUUCUCCUGGGUCUUCUCUCGCUAUGACCAGGAGUUCCGUUUCUUGCACAAUGGGCAGCACGAGGCCCUGGGGCUGCUGCGGUGCCCAGCUCGGCUGGGCGUGCUGCUGGACUUGCAGACUCAGGAGCUGCUCUUCUACGAUUCGGCCUCGGGCACGGUGCUCUACACUCACCAUGCACCCUUCCCUGGGCCCCUCUUCCCAGUCUUCGCGGUGGCUGACCAGACCAUUUCCAUCGUCCACUGACCUCUGGCCGCAGGAAGGCCAGGUCCACCUCCCCACCACCCUUUCAGGCCAUGUUUCUAGCCACUGUCCUUUUCCCAAACGAUGUGUGUGGGGUUUCUAAGGGAAACAGGACCCAGGCCCAGUGGGCAGCUUUAGGAGGGGUGGGAGUCUGUUUCAGAUCUGGACCCAACCUUUAAAUACUGGGUAUCUGUGUGGAACCUGCCACUCCCUGGGCCCCAGUCUCCCAAGUCCACCAGGCACCUGCCCCUCCGAGGGUGUCUGGUUCACCACUUUAUCUCUGGCAUCCAGCAUGGCGCCUGGUGCGUAGUGAGCAUGUAAUAAAUAUAUGGCGAGUGAGUGGAUGGAGGGAUGGGUAGGUGAGAGGAUGGAUAUGGUAGUCUCCGGAGAGGCUCUGCCUUUCAGGCCCCUGCCCCCGGCUUGAUGCGUGUAGAAGUGGUUCUCUGGCAGAGAAG